Molecule: messenger RNA, 681 nt
Organism: Homarus americanus (American lobster)
Lineage: Eukaryota; Metazoa; Arthropoda; Malacostraca; Decapoda; Nephropidae
Exons: 4
Coding region: 1-681 (226 amino acids)
Molecular function (GO): nucleic acid binding
Source: RefSeq, a predicted model, not a curated record
AUGUCCCGUGACCCCCCAGCAGAAAGAAAUUCUCCCGCAGUAAGGGAGGCGAGACACGCGUACGCUACGUGGAUGCUGGCGACGGGUCUACAGCAGCAACUAGUAUACAUUGAUGAGACAGGGUUCAAUCUGUGGACCAAGAGGACGUACGGCAGGGCAAGAUGCGGGGAGCGUGUGCAUCGCGCCGUUGGUGGACAGCGUGGCAGAAACACGACAGUGAUUGCUGCGAUAGCUGAACACUGUGGAAUACUCUAUCACGAAAUUCACUAUGGUUCAGUGACGAAGGAAGUAUUCAGUGAUUUCAUCGCAUCACUUGCAGCAAUAAUCGGAGACGCAAGAUCCAUACUUGUUCUAGACAACGCUCCAAUUCACAACGGUAUCGCAGCAGUCUAUCCCGAGCUGAAUUUUAAAUUUCUCCCUCCAUACUCUCCUUACGCCAUGAUGGUGCACACCACGAUUGUUUAUACCAUGAUGGUAUACGCCAUGGUGGUAUACACCAUGAUGGUAUACACCAUGAUGGUAGAAGCCAUGAUGGUAGAAGCCAUGAUGGUAGAAGCCAUGAUGGUAUACACUAUGAUGGUAGAAGCCAUGAUGGUAGAAGCCAUGAUGGCCUCUGAGUCGCACAUGUACUGUGCACUAGGAAUCCCAUCAUCAUUGCAGACAGAGACUAAGAUACGCUGA